CGAGACGAGCCUGUGAUGUGAACUAAUUCCAGCGGCAACUCCACGAUCCAAGCGUAGAGGCUACGUCAAGGCACCCGGCCUAGUCGAUGAGCAACAAUCCCCGCAAGCACCGUGCGCCUUUUCGGCCUCUAGACACAUUCGCAUCUGCUCAGAAGCCCACUUUCCAGGCUGAGAGUGCAACGCGCAACAACCAGCUGCCCUGCCUGUACAGCGACGGCGAAGACAACUCGUCGCUGGCCGCCAAGGAUAGCUAUCUCGGCGACUCGAGUUCGCUCUUCGACGACACCCAGUUCGCGAACUCGUAUACCCCUCCACCGCCCGCCGCCCACUCUCGAACCACAACCAAACGCCACGCGCCCACAGCACACAAUAUGGUGCGCGAGCGAGAGCCACCGCGAAAUGUGCCCGCGCCGGCGCCGGCACCUGCGCCUGCGCCGAAACCCCUGCAGGAGUUUAGAAAACCAGGGCCACAGUUCGGGCAGGCCAGCCCUCUGAGAAACCCACUGAAGUUGGACAGGCCGAUGGACGAUGCAUACGCUCACCUGUUCAACAAGCCAAAGCCAGGCCAGCCAAGGCCAGAACACCACCAGGCGCCUUCGCGCAUACCCUCGCAGCCCCCCAUACCAUUCAAGCCCGCUGCCAGUCAGAGGCCCUCCAGCCAAUCAUCCCAGAGCACCUCAGAUCCCUUUGUCAACCAUCCUUUCAAAGCCCCUGCUCAAGCAAAGUCGCGCUAUAGCACGGCCUCGUCCACCGGCUCUGACAUUAUGGAAAUUCCCGCUGCCAACUUCCAGCCGCGAAAGUCAUCCCAGAAUGUGCCCAUGCCAUACAACCCGCCUACACAGACAUCCUACCCACCUCCCAGGCCGAUGUACUCCUCUGUCGGCCAUGCGAACGAUUUCCAGCCGGUGAAUAGGGGCACCCACAACCCCUUACAGCAGGGCAGGCAGACGGUGAUUCUGAACGACGAGGACGACUUUGAUCCGGAUGCAGAGAUUCACGCACAGAGUGGCCGGUUCGGAACGCCUGACUUGCAUGCUUACGUGGAUGCUGGCCAGGCCAGUGAAAACAUCAAAGCUCUUCUUGAGGGCGCCCUGGAAGAGGAUGACGAGAAGAUCCCUCGCACGCGUGGCCGAAAAAAGAAGAAGCAGCAAGAGCAGGAUGCUAGUGCGUCUUUGGCUGAUCGACUCAAGGCUCUUGAUGUUAAGGACUCAGAGACCGCAGUCGAGGCCGAAGAUGAUGAAGAUGACGACGGAGAAGACGACGGCACAGUCGACGGCCUGAAAGUCAAGCUUCUGCCUCAUCAGGUCGACGGUGUUGCUUGGAUGAUCGAGAAAGAGACGGGGGCUCAUAACAAGCGAGGCAAGCUUCCCAAAGGCGGUAUUCUCGCCGAUGACAUGGGUCUGGGCAAGACAGUACAGUCUAUCGCUCUCAUACUUUCCAACCCGCGACCCGAGAAGGGGGCUGAGCCAGAAAACAAGAAGAACAAAAUCUUGGACUCCACUGGAAAAGGGACUCUUGUCGUCGCGCCUCUAGCCCUGAUCAAGCAAUGGGAGGCUGAAAUCAACAGCAAGGUCUCCAAAACGCAUGCUCUAAAGGUCCUUGUUCAUCACGGCCCCAAUCGUACCAAGUCGGCGGACAAACUGAAGGCUUACGACGUUGUCAUCACCACAUACCAAGUUCUUGCGUCGGAACAUGCGAGCUGUGGAGAUGGCCCCGAUGGUCUCAAGAAGGGCUGCUUCGCUGUGGGAUGGUAUCGCACAAUGCUCGACGAAGCACAUACUAUCAAGAACCGCAACGCGAAGAUGACAAAGGCAUGCUAUGAGAUUCGGUCACACUACCGAUGGUGUUUGACCGGCACACCCAUGCAGAAUAACCUUGACGAGCUCCAAAGUUUGAUCAAGUUCCUCCGCAUCCAACCCUACUGUGAGAUGUCUAGCUGGAAAGAAUCCAUCUCUGGUCCAAUGAAGAACGGUCGUGGCAAUCUUGCCAUGCGCCGACUUCAGAUCUUCCUGAAAGCCUUCAUGAAGCGUCGAACAAAAGAUGUGCUCAAAAAGGAGGGCGCACUCAACUUUGGGGGCAAACCCAAGGAAGGCGAAGAGAAGCCCGCAUUUCAAAUUGUCGAGCGCAAUGUCGAGACCAUCAUAGGAGAGUUCACGGCUAAAGAGCGCGCAUUCUACGACCGCCUGUCUGACCGCGCACAAUCUCGUCUCGAUGAGAUGAUGGGCGGCGAGAAGCAGGAUUACAUUGGGGCUCUAGUGUUACUUCUACGGUUGCGACAGGCUUGCAAUCACCCCAAUCUCACCAAGAGCAAUGUCAAGGACGACAAGGAUGCCUUGACUACGGGAUCGAAGUCUAGUGCCCAGAAUAGCUUGCAGACUCCACGCAAGGCUGCCAGAGAUGAUGCUGACGAUCUUGCUGAUCUGCUUGGUGGUCUCAGCGUAGCGACCAAGCGGUGCGAUAUCUGUCAGAGAGCUUUGACGCGCGAUAACUCAGAUGGUGGGAUACGGUGCAUGGAAUGCGAGAAUGAUCUGAACGCUUCGGCCACGAAGCCCAAGAAGCACAAGAAGAAGCACCGGAGACAUAAACACAAGGAGAAGAAGGAAAAGAAACGUCAAGAGUCUGAUCAAGAAGAGGAAGACGAAGACGAGGAGGAGGAAGUAAAGCCGAAAGCCUCCCAAUCUGCCCGACAGCGACGUGUCAUUGUGGAUAGUGACGACGAAGAAGAAGAGGGCGAGUGGUUGGUACCAGAAGAUCAACAGGAAGCUGAAGACCUAGGCAAAGCUGGUGGCACAGACGACGAGAAUGCCGAUGGUGGUGGCGAUACGCUUGCCUCUCUUGACUCGCAAGCUUCUGAAAGUGCGGAUGAGAGCAGAAGCAAUCUUGACUCUUUCAUCGUGCACGAUACUGACAGUGAAGACGAAGGUCCUGCUGUUCGCAAGAAGCAGUCCAAAAAGCCUUCGGGUGUUGUCAACCUCGUCUCCGACGACGACGAUGAAUCAGCUAGCGAGACCGAUUCCGACUCCUCUGGCUCAGAAGCGGACUCGGAGGAAGAUGGCUCAGCGACCGAAUCGGAAAACGAGUACAAUGCCUCUGAGCUUGUUCCCUCGACCAAGAUCCGCCAACUUCUUCAGAUCCUGGAGAAAGAGACCCCAGACCACAAAGUCAUUGUGUUUUCGCAGUUCACUUCCAUGUUGGACCUCAUCGAACCCUUCCUCAAGCGGGGAGACUACAACUUCACGCGUUAUGACGGCAGCAUGCGCAACGAUCUGCGUGAAGCGAGUUUGAACAAACUGCGCAAUGACAAGCGCACGCGUGUCCUUCUGUGCAGUCUCAAGUGCGGAAGCUUGGGUCUGAAUUUGACGGCCGCGAGCCGUGUCGUGAUCAUGGAGCCAUUCUGGAAUCCUUUCGUCGAAGAACAAGCCAUAGACCGCGUGCACCGCCUGAACCAAACCGUCGACGUAGUCGUCUACCGCCUCUCCAUCCACAACUCAGUCGAAGAGCGCAUUCUCGAACUCCAAGAAGCAAAGCGCAAACUUGCCAAAGCGGCCAUUGAGGGCGGUAAGGCGAUUGGGAAACUCAGCAUGAAGGAUAUUAUGCAGUUGUUCAAGCGCGAUGCCGAGUUCGAGGAUAAGCAUGCGGAUGUGCAUGAUGAAGGCAUGUUUAGGACUACGAGGGUGUUGGAGAGCGAGGAUGGAGAGAGGGUCGAGCGCGAGAGGGUUAAGAGGAAGGCGGGCAGUUUGGGGUUCAGGAAGGAGAAGGAGGAUAGUGUGUAUGGGAGGCGGUAGGUAGAGUCUGGUGUUUUUCGGAUCGGGCAUGUGGAGUUUGUAUGAUUCACGAUGGGGAGGUCAUGUAUGGAGGCGUCUCGGCUUGGAUAGCCUGCUUUUAUUCUUGGGUAUGUACUUUGCAUUCAUCCAAACUCGCUUUUAUCAGUACCUGCAAUCUUGACAAUCUUGAUGUCCAAGUGUCCGGCCUGAUAGAAUUGGUU
Dothidotthia symphoricarpi CBS 119687 is the source of this 3985-nucleotide messenger RNA. RefSeq lists its product as uncharacterized. Gene Ontology annotation, cellular component: cytoplasm. The transcript is spliced from 2 exons. The coding region runs from base 87 to 3785 and encodes 1232 amino acids. Lineage: Eukaryota; Fungi; Ascomycota; Dothideomycetes; Pleosporales; Dothidotthiaceae. Gene Ontology annotation, molecular function: ATP-dependent chromatin remodeler activity; ATP binding. The record is from RefSeq and is a predicted model, not a curated record.